AUGGCUAUGGGUGACUACUCCCCUGGAAGUGUCUGGUACUAUGCUCCAAACAAGGCUGCACCUAUAGUCUUCAUCAUACUCUUCUUUGUUUCAGGGGUCAUACACGCAUAUCAAACAAUCAUCCACAAAUCCUACCGCACAACCCUCCUCCUCCCCUGGGCCGCCCUCCUCAUGCUCACCGGCUUCACCCUCCGCCUAGCCGGUUCCUACACCCCAACCUCCCUCGCCUACCUAAUCGCCUCAACCGUCCUCAUCAUGUCUGGCCCCCCCGUCUACGCACUUAUCAAUUACCUCAUACUCUCCCGAAUCCUGUACUAUAUCCCCUACCUCGCCCCUCUUCACCCAGGUCGCAUCGCUACCACUUUCAUCGGCCUAGACGGGGUAUGCGAAGUCCUCAUCGGCAACGGGGCAUGGAGGAUGGCAAAUAGCAGCUUGACAGACGAUGAACGUGAUGUAGGCAAACAAAUGGUAAUGGCGAGCUUAUGUUUGCAAAGCCUAUUAUUUGGCGCUUUCGGAUUUCUGACAGCCAUGUUUCAUGUGCGCGCCGAUAUCGCGGGCGUUUUGUCGAAAGACCUGCGUGCGGUGCUGUGGGUGCUGUAUAUCAGUGCGGGGAUUAUAACAAUUCGUUGUAUCUACCGGCUCGUGGAGUACAUUCUUGGUUGGCAGUCCCCGAUCUACACGAAUGAAGUGUAUUUCUGGAUCUUUGAGGCGAGUAUCAUGUUUGUCAAUACAGCAUUGCUGAACCUUUAUCACCGGGGGAAGCGACUUCCAAAGUCUAAUGAUGUAUUCUUGGCGCGUGAUGGUGUCACGGAGCGCAAGGGACCUGGAUGGAAGGAUGAUAGGCCGUGGAUUAUUACAAUUUUUGAUCCAUUUGAUCUUUGGGAUUUGUUCAGAGGCAGGGACAAAGAAACGCAGUUCUGGGAUAUGACGGAUGAAGAGUUAGAACGAGUGAGGUUGGAGAAGGAGGCAGAGAAACGAAGUUGGUGGCAGGGACUACUUGAUCCUUUUCAUCUCUGGGGAAACAAGGGUUAUAUCCAAAAGUGGAGGCGUGGCAUGGCCGAUUUCGACACCGGAGCUCUCAUAAUCACCUACGCGAUGAUUGGUAUGGCUCUCACGAUUGGCCUUACCUACUUCAUCCUCCACCUUCCAGACUUAGCAAGGUGCUGUUUCACACUCCUAAAAUUGUGCUGUCCUUGCAUUCCAUGGCGACAACAGCGGCAACCCAGACAAGAACGGAAUUUACAACAGGCGACAGGAACGCCACAACCAGCACAUGAACAACGUCUGUCGACUGCAGUGACGCUAGUUGAUGGUGUUGUACCGGGCCAACCUGUACCGACGGGAGAUAUCGAGAUGGUUGAUAUGAGCGAGGCUGAGAGACGUGGCAAUGAGGACGAUAGUGAUUUAUCGACUCCUGCACGGCACUCCCCCCAAACAGCAGACAGAGGACGACAAUAA
Molecule: messenger RNA, 1458 nt
Organism: Plenodomus lingam JN3
Lineage: Eukaryota; Fungi; Ascomycota; Dothideomycetes; Pleosporales; Leptosphaeriaceae
Source: RefSeq, a predicted model, not a curated record